Messenger RNA from Clonostachys rhizophaga, 1719 nucleotides. The record is from the annotation of a GenBank genome assembly. NCBI's taxonomy places the organism in Eukaryota, Fungi, Ascomycota, Sordariomycetes, Hypocreales, Bionectriaceae.
AUGCAGCGACACUCCAGCUCGUCCAUCAAGGGCGCGUCCGGGGGCUACGGCAGCGGCGAUGCUGAGAAGCACGCCGAUGUCUCCCGGGGCGAGGACCUUCACAUCCGCGGUCUCGAGACCUCUGCCGAGACCUCGCUGCACCGUGGGCUCAAGGCUCGUCACAUUUCCAUGAUUGCCAUCGGUGGUGCCCUGGGAACAGGUCUCAUCAUUGGUACUGGUAGUGCGCUGGCCACCUCCGGUCCCGGUUCUCUCUUCAUCUCCUACACCUUCAUCGGUGCCGUCGUCUUCUUGGUCAUGGCUGCUCUUGGUGAGAUGGCUGCUUGGCUGCCUCUCAGUGCUGGUUUCACCGGUUACGCUACUCGUUACUGCCACCCCUCUCUCGGUUUCGCUCUCGGAUGGACAUACUGGUGCAAGUACAUCAUCAUCACUCCCAACCAGCUUACCGCCGCCGCCCUCGUUAUCCAGGAAUGGGUACCGCGAGAGAAACUCAAUCCAGGUGUCUUCAUUGCCAUCUUCAUUGUCAUCAUCUUCUGCAUCAAUUACUUCGGUGGUAUCAAGUUCUUCGGAGAGUUCGAGUUCUGGCUGUCUUCCAUUAAGGUCGUGGUCAUUGUCGGCAUCAUUCUCUUCUCCCUCAUCAUCGCUUGUGGCGGUGGCCCCAACCGCGAACCCCUCGGCUUCAAGUACUGGUCCGACCCCGGUGCCUUUGCCAUCCCCACGGGCUACCCCAAAGGCUCCUUGGGCAAGUUCCUCGGUUUCUGGUCCGUCAUGGUCAACGCCACCUUCGCCUACUUGGGAACUGAGCUUGUCGGUGUUACUGCUGGCGAGGCCCAGAACCCCCGCCGCAGCAUCCCCAAGGCCAUCAACCUGACCUUCUACCGUAUCCUCUUCUUCUACUGUCUCUCUGUCCUCCUCGUCGGCAUGAUUGUCCCCUACAACAGUGACAAGCUAUCCUUCGCCAACUCCCAGCAGACCGGAGCCAGCGCCAGUCCCUUCGUCGUCGCUGCCAAGCUCGCCGGUGUCAACGCCCUCCCCAACAUCAUCAAUGCCUGUAUCCUCAUCUUUGUCUUCUCCGCCUCCAACUCCGAUCUCUACAUUGCCAGCCGUACCCUCUACGGUCUUGCCUCCGACGAGUCCGCCCCCGCCAUCUUCAAGAAGACUGACCGCCGUGGUGUUCCCUACCCCGCCCUCUUCCUGUGCACUGCCUUCACCUUCCUGGCCUUCAUGAACGUCGCCGACGACUCCAAGAAGGUGUUCAAGCACUUUGUCAACCUGACCACCAUCUUCGGUAUCCUGACCUGGAUCUCCAUCCUCGUCACCCACAUCUACUUCGUCAAGGCCCGCCGCGCCCAGGACAUUCCCGACAGCGCCAUGCCUUACAGGGCACCUCUGGGCGUCUGGGGCUCGUACAUCGCUCUCUUCUUCUGCUGCCUCAUCGCCCUGACCAAGAACUACGGAGUCUUCAUCAACACCGGCAAGCCCUUCGACUACGCCACCUUCAUCACCGCCUACCUCGGCAUCCCCGUCUACCUUAUCGCCCUUGUCGGCCACAUGAUCUACACCAAGAGCCGCGGCCACAAGGCCCACGAGGUCGACUUCUACACCGGCAAGGACGUCAUCGACAAGGAGGAGGAGGAGUACCUCGAGAACCAGGCCGCGCGCGCCGCCUCCGCCAGGGGCUGGGACAAGUUCUACAACAGGUACAUUUCGUGGCUGUUCUGA